AUGUCUCCACAACCCGACACAGACUUGGACGCCGACGACAUUUCCAUCACAUCGACGGUCGAGGGCGAACCCCCUGACGAUGCAGUCUACGCAGUCGAGGAAAUUCUGGCCGAGAAGUGGGACAUUUGGGACGAUGAUGAUCCUUACCAACCCCCCUUCCGCGGUAUCAAGUACCUGACCAAAUGGGAUGGCUAUCCACUUCACGACCUCAUAGGCACUUGGGAGCCCAUAUCCGCCUUUAUAAUUCCUGAUGAUGAUGGUAACAAUCCAUCCGACACACCACCAUUGCUCCGAGCAUGGCAUGAAUGUAGGAAGUCUAUGGGCGAGCCUCACUUCCACAGGUAUUGUCAAAAGAACAUAGACGACUUCCAUGCCGCAAUCGAAGCUGCAGAAACGGCCAGGGCGGCCAGAAAAGCAAAGCGCGAUAAGAAGCGCCAGAGGCUUGCAUUGUCAAAGAAACGGUCGGCACUUUUUGUGUCGAACAGCGAAGCCGAAGAUGGGCGUGCCGCAUCAAAUCAAUCGCAGGAGCAGAACUUUCCACAAGCUGCUGUCGGUGCUCACAGCCCAUCAUCAGCCAAGCAACCUCAAACAGCCCGUAAACUACCUUUGGCGCAGUCGGAUCUAUCAUCAUCCGAGGCAGACUUAACAGAUGACUCAACGAUGGCUGAAUUGGGUAAAAUUUCGAAAAAGACGACACGCAGUUCAAUUGGCACCAAGGGUUCGGCUAGUGAUAGUCAAUCAAGACGCAAUUCAUUGCAGUUACCAUGCAGCCCGACUAAACGCACUGCGGUACCUGUGAGCAAGGAACCAAUCGCAAAAGCAACCCAAACCAAGCAGGCAACCAACCAGGAGCUACAGAAACCAUCUCAACCUCUAAAAGAUGCAGUUCCGCAGAGUAAUAAACCAGCUGCAGCGGCCGCAACACCAAUGGCUCGUGCGUCUAAUACUUCAAUUGCUUCUGCAGAAAGACCGGUCAACAAGGCCAAACGUAGUGGUGCCAUAAGGGUGGUAAACCAGCCAAAGGUGCAGUUGCGUAGUGAAUGGACAAAGGGCCAAAAAGCAUUCUCCACUUUACACUUCCGAGCAGUGGCACUAAAGCGGUCGCGUGCUGAAGGCACGCCUAAUCCGGCAGCACUCGAGAUUGUAAAUGACCCGUCUAGUACCGUCAGGCCAAAACCCCCAGUCCCACGUGAUGAUCCCUAUGCUCGCCGUGAGGUUGGCCAGAGCCGUCCAAGGAGCCCAGAGUGCGAUGAUGCUCAGGGAGGGUCUAGGAGCGAGAUUUUGACCGACGAAAAUAUCCCCCUAGCACCCUGGGAGGUGGACAAAAUUCCGCAGGUGUGUCCUGAAUGGCGGCUCAGCAACAACUGUACAAAGACUGCUCAAGUCUGUAUUUUUCUGCAUCGCAACAAGGAUCCAGACGGGCGCGAUUACCCUGUAGGCCAUGCUGGAGGAUUUAUACCCCCAAAAUACCGCAGGCCACCUCUUACAUGCACCCACUGGCUGUACGGAAAGACUGGAUGUUUUAAGCCAGCUGACAAGUGUCUCUUUGCCCACCGAAAUACCGGCUGGGCACCAAACGAAAAUCACGCCAGCGAUACCCCUACUCGAAUCGAGAAGAAUAUAAAGCCGAUGUCAAAGCCGCAAAAUGAGCGAAAACAUGGUGCACUAAAGCCAGUGAAAAGUAUGGAUAGACUGGCCCCUCAGGAUUUGACAUGCUGGUACUGGGCCAAUGACAUUUGUCGAAACACUGCGGAGAAAUGCCAGUUCCAACAUUAUGAUACUGGAAUUCCUGCUCGUGCUCCGCAUAACUACGCUGUAUCUUCUUAUCGUCCUCUGCCUGACAAGAGCGAGGAUGUGGCGCCUACAGACGAUGAUUUAUCUCGUCUCAAGUCGCCCAAGGUUGCGGAUCCUGUGGAACUUGGUGCACCCGAAGCAACGUGUGAGAAGGUGCGGAAGAGGAUCGACUCAGUGUGCGAUCUCGACUUUGAAGAAUUAUUUGGCAGUAAUAAUUGUGAAAGAGGAAUUAAACUAAUAGACCGACGAGCUUUCUUGGUGUACCACUCAGAAGAGCAUGCGGAGGAGCUGGAGUUGAUUACUCGAUGGCUGCUGAUGCACCACGUCGAGGUCAGUGGCGUACAUUUUUCAGGCGGGUGGGCGAAGUUCCAGCAGGAAAUUAAGAGCGGAGGUUCUGGCGUCAUCAUUGCACAUGCUGAUUUCGAGUACUUCACCGAAUUACCGGGAUUAGGAGAUAUGCUCCAUCAUGAGAUUCGUGUCUGGUCACUUGGCAUCCAGGAAGGCAUCGCGUACGAUGCUGCUUUGUCACUUGAUCCACUCGUAUAUCGCUAUGGUCCGGUGGAAAUCUUCCCCGUCGGUGGGUUCAUCUACAUUACCGACGAGGUAUUUGACAAGGAGCCGCAAGUCGCUUUGAAAAUUAUCGAGCUAUUCCUCGCGAAAGUUGAAGAAUUGAAGCAGAUCAAGGGCCUGCCAAAUGCGGGAGGCCAGGUCGAAACCGCAAAUCUACUCUGGCGUCUAUGUGUCCGCCCAGAACUAAUGAAGUAUCUAUUUGAUUACUGCAAGAAGUACGAAGACCGGCUCGACAGCGGCGAUGCAGAAAUGCAGAGCCGUGCCCGCCUUUACACUCUCCUAUCCGACACACGAUACAUCGAGCAAGACUACCCCUCUGAGCCCCUCAGCCGCAUAAUGGGCAAAUUCCCCAUUCUAUCCGAGCGCCGAGUAAUUGCAGACAGCGAGCCAGUCGCAUACUUCAAAACAGUUAAACGCGACGCGGCGGCAGCCAACCUAAACAUGAUGCGCUACUAUGCAGGCUUGCACGUUGACCUGCGACGCGACUACCGCCAUUUUUUCCUGGUGCAUACGGAUCCACGGGCGGGGGUUGUGCAGCAGUGGCGAGACGAGAUGCAGACGAUUGGGCGGGUCAUGUCUGCGUGGCAGUGUGUGCAGGAGUUGGAAAAGGAGAGUCGAGUGAGCAUGAUUGAUUUUUACGAGCGGUUCAUGGGAGAAUAA
Molecule: messenger RNA, 3024 nt
Organism: Bipolaris victoriae FI3
Lineage: Eukaryota; Fungi; Ascomycota; Dothideomycetes; Pleosporales; Pleosporaceae
Exons: 6
Coding region: 1-3024 (1007 amino acids)
Source: RefSeq, a predicted model, not a curated record